Bathycoccus prasinos is the source of this 2067-nucleotide messenger RNA. Its product is annotated as NADP-dependent malic enzyme. Bases 1 to 2067 code for a protein of 688 amino acids. The transcript has a single exon. The record is from RefSeq and is a predicted model, not a curated record. Gene Ontology annotation, molecular function: malate dehydrogenase (decarboxylating) (NADP+) activity; NAD binding; malate dehydrogenase (decarboxylating) (NAD+) activity. Lineage: Eukaryota; Viridiplantae; Chlorophyta; Mamiellophyceae; Mamiellales; Bathycoccaceae. Gene Ontology annotation, biological process: malate metabolic process; pyruvate metabolic process.
AUGCGUUCGAUCGCGACGCAGACGACGAUUACGACGACUGCGACGACCAAUACUAACACUAAUACUGGGAAGAACGUAUUUUUGAGGCGUCUUCGUUGUUCUUCGAGCGAUGCGCAUCGAAGCGAUAAAAAAACAAGGACAGCUGCGCGUAGAAACGGACCGGAAACGACAACGACGGGUGCCUCAUCAGAAGAAGAAGAAGAAGAAGAACAACAACGUCGACAUGGAGACGAUUUUGCAGACGACGACGACGCGAAUGUUAAGACAAAGAUGAUGACGAGCAGACGACGACGAGAGAUUUUGACUGUUUUAGGCGCUCUGCCAGCGUCCGUGGAAGCGCUGAAAACGUUUACUUUCCCUGUCUCUGCGCGAGCUUUAACGCCGAACCAAACGAUAACGAUAUCGAAAACGUCCGAGAAAAUGGCAUCGAGCGGAUAUUCGUUCGUGAAUCCAAGCAUAGAUUCCAUGGGGUUUCACGCGUUAUCGGAUAACAAAGUGUACCACAACAUGGCGACGAUUGAUAAAGAGGCGAGAGGUUUAGUCGGGUUACUUCCCGCGGGAGAGACGACCGCAGAGGAGGUGGAGAUGUUGCGAGCGAAGAAGAGCUUAGAGGCGUGCGGGACGGAUUUUGAACGGUAUAAAGUUCUCGUUGGGUUACAAAACAGAGACGAGAAGACGUUUUAUAAUCUGUUGCGAACGAACGUGGAAGAGUUGCUUCCGAUUUUAUAUACCCCGACGGUUGGCGAGGCGUGCGUGAGGUUUGGAGAGAUUUUAGAUCGACCUCGCGGGUUGUGGGUGUCGUUGAACGACGCCGGUAAAGUGGAGAAGUUAGUGAAGAGGUGGCGAAACGAGGGCGUUAGGAUUGCGGUGAUUACGGACGGGGAACGGAUAUUAGGUUUAGGCGACCAAGGUGCGAAUGGUAUGGGGAUCUCGGUUGGGAAAGGUAUGGUGUACGCCGCCAGCGGCGUCAACCCGGAGUGGCUGUUGCCGGUCCAAAUCGAUACUGGAACGAACAACGAGGACCAUUUGAAAGAUCCGCUAUACGUAGGUUUACGCAAAAAUCGAGAGAGGAGCCAAAAGUACGACUUGUUGUUAGAGGAAACCGUAUUUGCGAUUCGAAAACGGUACGGCGAGGACGUCAUCAUUCACUUUGAAGAUUUUGCGCCUCGAAACGCGUUUCGCGUGUUGAAGAAAUUUCAAAACGUGCCAGGCGUGGUGACGUAUAACGACGACAUUCAAGGCACCGCGGCAGUCACCGUGGCUGGUCUGAUCGCGUCCACUCGAAUCGAGAACGUUUUACCGUUAGAGAAACAAAACGUUUUGUUCUUUGGCGCUGGUCAAGCCAACGUCGGCGCCGCGGACUUGUUCGUGCGAGCGUUGAAAUCGAGAGGACUGAGCGACGAAGACGCCGUGAAGCGAGUGUGGUUGUUUGACAGCAAAGGCGUUGUGACGACGUCAAGAGCAGAUUUCGAGAACCUGUCCAGCGAAAAGAAAAGAUUCGCGAGAACUGAAUCCAACAACGCGUACGACGCCACCGAUCUCCUCUCUGCCGUUCAACUCUGCCAACCGACCGCGUUAGUUGGCGCAGCCGCGGUCCCGAACGCCUUCUCCAAACCCGUUCUCCAGGAAAUGGCAAAAAACAAUAAACGACCAAUCGUGUUCGCCCUUUCGAAUCCAACAUCCAAAGCUGAGUGCACGGCAAAAGAAGCCUACGAUUUCACCAGCGGCAAAGUCGUCUUUGCCUCGGGCACGAAAUUUCCUCUCGAUUCAGCCGCGCCUCAAUUCCAACCCGGCUUUGCGAACAACGCGUUCAUCUUCCCCGGCGUCGCCCGAGGCACCAUCGCCUGCAAAGCCUCCUCGGUAACAUCUGGCAUGUUCUUAGCCGCCGCCGAACGCUUAGCCAAAGAAGUCACGAGAGAAGAUCUCCUCGUAGGAAGCGUCUUCCCGAAAACAAUAGACAAACUCAGCGACGUCGCGCGAGCGGUUGGCGUCGCCGUCGCCGAACGCGCCGAGAAAGACGGCGUCGCUCGAAUCGAACCCGGCGGCAACGCGUUCUUCGGCGUAUAA